UCACAGACCUUCACAGCACAGGACCCUCACGAGGAGAGGACAUAUGGACCUACAUUAAGCUAUUUACUUCUUUUCGGGUGGAUGAGGGCUAUGGGAGUAAGACAACAUUUGUUAGGAUGAUCAUUUUAUAAUCCUUGAUCGGAAAUCUAUGUUAUAUUUUUCAUGUUGUUUUGUAAAUAAAUCGAGAGAGACGUUAGAAACGGUGUCUCUCUAUGAUAUACAGAGGUAUAAUUUAUUGGACGUUUAAGCAUUAAAUACUUUUCCAAACGCAUUUUCGUUGUUUUCGUGUGGGACUUUUCAUCUAAGGAAUGUAGCGAUAACAUCUUAUUAUGUGAGUUACGGGUCUCCUACACCAGCGGGUUAAAAGAGGGGGAAAAAGAAGGUAGGCUACUUUGAUCUUUUUCUGCCUUAGUUAUGGCCAAGACAGCAACUCGGACCGUACUCCUCCUGUUGAGUGUAUGUGUUUGCAUCUCAGGCCUCCAACAGUCUGCUCCAAGGGUACGGCUGUCCUUCAAAGAGUUGUUGGACACCAGAGCAGCGCGGCCCUUCUCCUUCUCCUUCAACACCAGUGACUACCGCAUCCUGCUGAUGGAUCAGGACCAGGGCCGUCUCUACCUGGGCAGCCGGGAGUACCUGGUGGCCCUGGACAUGCACAACGUCAACAAGGAGCCACUCAUUAUCCAUUGGCCAGCCUCUGACAAGAGAAAAGGGGAGUGUCGGAUGACAGGAAAAGGAGGACAGGGUGAGUGUGCAAAUUUUGUGCGUAUGAUAGAGCCAUGGAACCGCACCCACCUGUACACCUGUGGGACCGGAGCCUACCAACCCAUCUGCACCUUCAUCAACAGAGGCUGGAAGGCAGAGGAUUAUGUGUUCAGACUGGUUCCUGGAUUUCUAGAAUCAGGGAAGGGCAAAUGUUCCUACGAUCCAUUCCAGGAGAACAUUGCUGCUCUUAUCAAUGGGAAUCUGUAUGCAGGUGUUCAUGUAGACUUCAUGGGGACAGACCCAGCCCUCUUCAGGACCAUGGGGGGCAGAACAGCAGUCAGGACAGAGCAGUAUGACUCCAGGUGGCUCAAUGAGCCUGUGUUUAUUCAGAUUCAACAGAUACCUGACAGUGCAGAGAGGAAUGAUGACAAACUCUACUUCUUCUUCCGGGAGAAGAGUUUGGAUGCAGGGGGAGGGUCCAGCCCCAGUGUCCUGGCCAGAGUGGGACGAGUGUGUCUGGAUGACGAAGGGGGUCAGAAGUCCCUGGUCAACAGAUGGACCAGCUUCCUGAAAGCCCGCCUCAUCUGCUCUGUGAUCGGAGAGGAUGGGGUGGAGACCUCAUUUGAUGAACUGAGGGAUGUUUUCAUCCAGCCCACGCAAGAUGAACGCAACCCUGUGAUCUAUGCCCUGUUCACUACUGCUGGCUCUGUGUUCAAGGGUUCAGCAGUCUGCGUGUACUCCAUGGCUGACAUCCGCAACGUCUUCAAUGGACCCUUCUCCCACAAACAUGGUCAUAACUACCAGUGGACAGUUUACACGGGCAAGAUUCCCUACCCUCGCCCUGGCACAUGUCCAGGAGGAACAUUUACUCCAGGUAUUCGUACCUCUAAGGACUUCUCAGACGAGGCAGUGAACUUUAUGCGAGCCCAUCCCCUCAUGUACCACCCUGUGUACCCUAUCCACCGUCGCCCCCUGGUGGUGAGGACUGGUGUGGACUACCGCUUCACAGCCCUGGUGGUGGACCAGGUGGACGCCGUAGACGGCCGAUACGAGGUGCUCUUCCUGGGCACAGAUCGUGGCACUGUCCAAAAGGUCAUAGUUUUACCUAAGGACCCGAGCACCAUGGAGGAGCUCACCCUGGAGGAAGUGGAGGUUUUCAGGACACAUGCUGCUGUCAAAACAAUGAAGAUAUCAUCUAAAAGGCAACAGCUGUAUGUGUCAUCAGAGGCGGGGCUAACUCAGGUGUCUCUCCACCGCUGCGGGGUGUACGGGAGGGCCUGCUCCGACUGCUGUCUGGCACGGGACCCUUACUGCGCCUGGGAUGGGGAGAGCUGCUCCGCUUUCACCCCCGCCACCAAGAGGAGGAGCCGAAGGCAGGAUGUGAAACAUGGGGAUCCACUGCGACAGUGCAGAGGCUUCAAUGCCAAAGUGGAAAAGCGUCUGAGAGAGACAGUCCAAUUUGGUGUGGAGGGGAGCAGUACAUUUCUGGAGUGUCAGUCUCGUUCUCCUCAGGCCACAGUCAAGUGGCUCUAUCAAAGGGGAGGAAGAAGGAAAGUGCUCAACCGGGACAGAGAGUAUCUGAAGACACCCCAGGGAAUCCUUCUGAAGUCUCUCAGCCAAUCAGACGCCGGUCUGUACCAUUGCCUGUCCACGGAGAACAACUUCAAACACACGGUGGCCCGUGUGGCGCUGCGCAUCCUGGACCGAGACAUCGUGGUGGCCCUCACCUCCCCUGACGAUGACCCCAUGACCUCCAACAGCCCUCCCAAUGGGCGGGGGGGACAACAUGACGCUCAGCAGCCGAAGCACCCCCCAACCCUCCCUCUCACAGACACCACAUCCCAGCCAGAAAUCAAGUUGAUCCACCAGUACUGUCAGUCUUACUGGGAGCAGCUAGGGCUCAAGCAGCAGAAGCCCAAACGCACCUCCAGGAGACACACAGAGAGCCAGGAAACCCAAGGCAGAUAGAGGAUUGGACUUCUCCAACACUAGCCAGCCAGAAGACUCCACAUGAUAGACUAGAGAUCCAUGUUUGACACCAAACAUGAGCUUCGUCUCCCUUUGUAUGGUGGUGGUGACACCCUCACACAACCCAGUAUCUCAGUAUAGAAAUGUAAUAUAUUGAUAUGUGUAUAUAUCAUAUGAUAAUAAUAGAUCCGUGGUUUAUUCAUGUAUAAUAAUUAAAAAGCGUUUGUCUUUGCAUUCUUUAUUCAGUUUGGAAAUGUGUACAUCUUAUUGUUCAACGUUGAGAGAUAGUCAUUGUAUGGUAUGAUGUAUGUAUUUGUCUACUAAAACCAUUUGUGAUGUCGUAAUUGUGGGGACUCUUGCGCUCUCUAACGCCUUUGUGACCUAUGUUUGUUUAUAUUUGCACAAAACACACAAUAUCUACAUGUAGAAGAUUAAGACGGGAAAUCAUAUGUGUGCAUAAUAUUAGUUAUAAUACUACAUUCCAGUAAUAUCAAAUAUUUGAAUGGGAACAGGUAGAAAGAAGACUGUGUGUAGAAGACCUUCCAUCUUUUAUAAUGAUAUUGAGCAACAUACUGUAAUGUAAUGUACAUACUCAGCAUGAGUCCUACACUGGAAACGUUCAAACAACAGAUAUAAAAAUAUAUGUUAUCCCAUCUAA
Molecule: messenger RNA, 3328 nt
Organism: Oncorhynchus masou masou (cherry salmon)
Lineage: Eukaryota; Metazoa; Chordata; Actinopteri; Salmoniformes; Salmonidae
Gene: sema3ga
Product: sema domain, immunoglobulin domain (Ig), short basic domain, secreted, (semaphorin) 3Ga
Exons: 18
Coding region: 415-2670 (751 amino acids)
Biological process (GO): positive regulation of cell migration; neural crest cell migration; negative chemotaxis
Cellular component (GO): plasma membrane
Molecular function (GO): semaphorin receptor binding; chemorepellent activity
Source: RefSeq, a predicted model, not a curated record